AUGCGUAUUUACUCGGAGCUUAAAUGGACACGUGCUGGUGCUGGUGUUAUUGUCGCAGAGAGACGACACAGAGAGGUGAUUAUUGCAUCUUUUCGUUCAAAUAAUGAACAAUACACAUAUACAUAUAUACAUACAUACAUACGUACAUACAUCGGUCAACGACAAAUGGCAUUUGCACAAUUUAGAAUAUUAUUUAAAAAGAAUUUUCUACUUCGUCGUCGACAACCGGUACUUUUUCUUUUUGAAAUUGCAUGGCCUUUAUUACUCUUUUCUAUUGUUGCCAUUAUUCGAAAAACAUCACCUAUUCAAGAUCGACCAGCAUGUUAUCACAAUCCUAUGCCGUUACCUAAUAGUGGUACGAUUGGUUUUCUACAAAGCUUUUUGUGCAAUACAAAUGUUAGCUGUCGUUUAAAGCCCUUCGAUGUGCAAACAUCGACGUUAAGAAAUUAUCUUCCAUCUGUCUAUGAUGGAAUACUUGGAUUAACACAAACAGAAGGUGUAAAUACAGUUUUAUAUAAUUUACCAAAUUUAACACGUAGUGUUGAUCAUAUAAAUAAUGCAUUCAAUGAUACAUUUUUACAAAAAAUCUUAGAUGGAAAAUUUUAUAUGUAUGAUUUAUUUAAUAAUACAAAUGAAUUAAAAAAUGAUUUAUUAUUAACUGGAUUAUCAAAUGAUUUAAUUGAUAAUUUUUUUAAUGGUUCAUUUAAUUUAACAGAAAUUUAUAAUACAUUCAAUCAAACAAUUAAUAUUGAACCAUUUUGUCGAAAUAAUUUUCUUAAUCAUAUUCUUACAGUUGAUAAUUCCGGUAAUGCAAAUGUUCUUAUUCAAGCAUUAUGUCAAUUAAAUAUUCGAAAUCUUACAAUGGAUUUAAGUACAUUUAUCAAUGAACUUAAUCAUGAUGUAAUUGAUCAAUAUUUUAAUAAUAUUUCACAAUUAAUCAAUGGACAAGAUCUGAAAGAUAAAAUUCAACAACUAAGAGAUUUAGAAAGUACAGUCAAACAAUUAAGUUCAUAUGCUGCUUUAUUACAAAAUAUGCCAAAUAUUACUGAUAUAGCAAGAAUUAUCCCUCGACUUAUACAAAUUAUUGAACUUGUACAAAAUCAACGUGAUUUAAUUCAGCUUUUUGGACAAAUUCUAUCUGAUUUACAUAUUAUAACUGAAGAACGUAUCAUAUUACAAUUAUAUGAAAUUACAAAAAUGUUUGUUGAUUUUCUUCAUCGUUAUGAUAAUAUGACUCAAACAUUAACAGCUCAACAAUUAUUUCGUGAUUUACCAUUGAAUACAAUUUUACAAUCAGCAUUAACAAUUACAAAACAAUUUGAAGCUCCAAUAUUAAUAUCGAGAAUUAAUUUUCUUGUUUUAUCAGAAUUUAUUGUUAGUAAAUUAACUGGAACAUCAAGUCAUCGAGCAGUUUGUCUUCAACCCGGUUUUUGGACAUUAUUUGUUUUAGAUGAUGCAACAUCUCAAAAUCUUAAAGAACGUGUUGAUCGUUAUUGUGGUAGUCAUAAUAAUGUUGAUGCAAUUUAUAAUAAUUUACUAAAUGGUAUUCGUUAUGAUCAAAUACAAAACUAUUUUAUGGAUAUACAAUUUUCACCUAUUGCUUUCGAGGGUUUAUCAAGUAUAUUAUUUACAGUGAAUAAAGUUGGAUCAUUCGAAAAUGACCUACGUUUAACAUUUGAUAGUGUUUCGGCAGUUAGUGAAUUAUUAUCAAGAACAAAAACAGCUGGACUAAAUCUUUAUGCAUCAUAUAAUUUUGUUAAACAAAUGACAAGAACAUUUAAUCCAGAUUUAUUAAAAAUGCCAAUAUUUAAUACACUUGAUAUAGCAGUACCAAUUCUAACACCAUUAGUUAAUUUUGAUCAAAUUGUUUCUUUAUUGGCUGGAAUUCCACGUGGAACAAUUGAUAAUAUUGUAAAUAAUGUUAAUCAAAUUAAUAAUUUUUUAACAACACCAUCUUCAACAAGACUGAUGCGUUUAACAACAACAGCAAACAUUUCAAAUAUACAAACAACUACAAAACCUCGAACACGAGCUCGAUAUAUUGAUUGGGCAACCCUUCUUCAUGCAAAUAAUUUCCUCAAUCCAAAUAUAUCAAAACCGAUUGUUAUGCCACAGAAUAUGACUGAAUAUGGACACUGGGUUAAACGACAAAAACGACAACUUGAUUUUAUAUCUGGUCUACUUGGUCAAGCAAAACAAUCGGAUUCUUCUGAUUCUCCGUUAGCUAAUAUUCCUGAUUUUGUUAAAAUGUUCAAUUCAUUUUCUCCUGAAGCUCUCGAAUUUCUUUGUAUAGAACCAUUAGUUAAUUUAAUUCCCAAUGAUCCAGUUCUUAAUUAUAUAUUUGGUGUUGGACGUGUAUUUGAAUUAGUAAAUACAUUCAUGUCUAUAAUAACAUCAACAAAUCGUAUACGUUGUUUACAAGAUCCAAAUAGUGAUUAUGCUGAAAUAUCUCAAUUUCUUCGUUUAAACAAAACAGUUGGAUUGAUUCGUGAAUUGAUACAAAAUGGUUUCCAAUCAAAAUUUAGUUGUUCAUUAAUUGUUGAUGUUGUUAAAAAUAUUCAAGUUUAUCAAAAUUUAGCACAAAUUAUGCAACAUAAUACUAUAACACUUGACACACUUGAUUGUUUAAAACAAACUUUAUUUCAAACACUUGAACGUUUAAAAAUUUUACCUGGUUUAGUUCGUUUUAUAUUUAGUGAUAUGUCAAUCAUACAAUCUAUUAAACAAUUAACACCAUUAAUACAAAUAUUUGCACCAGUAUUUUCUCAACAAACAUAUAAAUUUGUUCAAAUAAAUGAUAUGAUUGAACAUGCAAAUAAUUUUACGACAUUUUUACAACAAUAUCGAAAUAUAACAUCAUUAAAUCAAUGGUAUUUCAACACAAGAUUGAGUGAAUUAAAAUCAGCAAGUGAUUUAAGAGAUAUAUUUUGUGAUCAAAAACAAAUUGUCAAUUAUAUUAUUGCAUUUCAUGAUACACCUGAUACAAUCGAAUGGAAUUUAUGUAUUAGUGAAUUAAAAUAUAAUCAAACUUAUCAACAAUUUAUGGAUCAAUAUGGUGGACCACUUCAAUUACGAAAAUUCAAUGGUUUAAAUGUGGAACGUUUGAUGAAUGAAAUGCCAAUGAUAAAAAAUGAUUUUGAAGAUUUAAUUAAAGAACAUGAAUGGGUCAUGGAACUUAUCAAUGGAAUUAAUACAGACCAAAUAUCACCCAUUGAAAUUUAUAAUCUAUUUACAAAUUUUACAACUCAUCUUCCGGAAUUUGAAAAAUUACGAUUAAAUGUUUCAAAUCUUGUUGAGAAAUAUUUUUGGGCAUUACCAGAUGAAUCAAUGCAAAAAAUGAUUCUAUCGAUUAUUGAUGGGUUACAAACAGUACAUGAAUUGAGUAUUAUCAUACAAGAGAAUUUAAAUGGAUUACCAGUAAAAGAUACAUUCAAAAAUUUUACAUUUGUUACAAAUAAAUUAAUGCAAAAUUAUGGUUUUCCUUAUUCAACAAUUCAACUUUUAAACCAAGCUCGUUUAUUCAAAGAUCCAAGUAUUUUAUUUAAUUUAUAUACUGACUAUCAUCAAACAGUAUGUAAUGUUGAUAAAUUCAAUGAAACAAUUUUUAAAACUUGGCCCUAUUUACAAUUUAAUCAAAAUUUUGAUAUAACAAAAUUAUCAAAAUAUUUAUGUGAUAUGUCAUUAGAAAAUCAAACUAAUAUUGUUAAAACACUGCUGAAACAUUUUCUCGUACCUGAGAAAUUACGACUGUUUUUUGACCGUGGUGGUAGUUAUAUCGUUGAAUUAAUUAAUAUGAAUGAAAAUGAAAUUGAUGUUUUCAAACAAGUUGGUCCUAUCGUAAAUGAUGUGAAUGAAUUAUUAAAACGUGUUAAAAGAUUAAAUCAACAAAGUGAUACAUCUGAAAAUCAAGAUCAAUUUGCAAAAAUAACAAAUAUAUUUUGUGCUGAAAUUGAUAAACCAUCGAAUCCACAAAGACAAGUUUUCGAUGAUGAAGAAUAUCAUGUUGAAGAAAAUAAAGAUGGAGUAAAGAAAAUCAAUGAAACAGAUCCAUUAAUAAAUCAACGAGCUUCAGAAACAAUUGAACCAGAUGAAAAAGCUGAUUGUUCAGAUAUACGACGAAGUAUUGAACAAAGUAGUGAUGUCGGAUAUAUUGUUUGGCCAUUAAUUAAACCAUUACUACUUGGAAAAAUUUUAUAUGCACCUGCAACACCAGUUUCUAAUGCAAUUAUUGCAAAAGUAAACAAAACAUUCGAAGAAUUAGAUAAAAUUCAUCAAUUUGCAAAAAGUUGGGUAAAUUCUCCACUUAAUUUAACUGCUGUCUUAGGUGAUUUAAAAAAUACCAAUAAUAUCAAAAAAGUUUUUGCAAAUCAGUUUUUUCAAGAAUUAUUUACUAAUAUAGUUGGAAUGAAUACAUUUGAUAUUAAAUCAAUAAUAUCAAUGUUAGAUAAUUUAAAUGGUGAACCUAAUGUUGAUGUUUUAAAGAAUAUUGAAGUUAUUAUGAAACAAUUUAGUGAUUAUUUACCAUGUAUUGAAUUAAAUCGUUUUGAAGCACUUCAAUCAGAAAGUGAACUUGUUGAACGUGCAAAAGAAUUACAUCGAAAUCGAUUAGUUAUUGCUGGAAUUGUUUUCUCGAAUUUAAAUAGUUCAAAUCCAAAUGCUAAUUUUCUUCCACCACAUGUUCAUAUUAAAAUUCGUAUGGAUGUUGAUAGUGUUCGAACAACCGAACAAUUAGCAAGUUGGUUAUUUUUUCCUGGACCUGAAAAUGAUUAUUUUCGUGAAAUGCAUUAUUUACGAGGAUUUAUACAAAUACAAGAUUUAAUUGAACGUGCAAUUAUUGAUUUACAUUUUGAAGAUACAGAAAAAGUAUCAACAAAUCCUGUUGUUUAUAUGCAAUUAAUGCCAUAUCCAUGUUAUCGUGGUGAUCCUGGAAAAGAAUCAUCUUAUGUUAAUUAUUUUAUUUUACCAAUUUUGGGUACAUUAAUGUGGACAGCAACAUUGGGUGUAUCAAUAAAAAAUUUAAUGCGUGAACGUGAAAGAAAUGUUGAACAAGUGAUGCAAAUUAUGGGACUUAAUUCAACGAUAAAUUUUAUUACUUGGUUAAUUAGUUCAUGUAUACCGAUGAUUGUUGUAUCGAUUGUUGUUGCUAUCGUUCUUAAAUAUGGUGGAAUUUUUCCAGCAUCGGAUUUAACUGUAACAAUCACACCAUUACUUACUCUUGCUAUUUCAGCAUUAAUGCUUGGGUAUUUAGUCAGUUCAUUUUUCAAAAAAGCAAAUUUAGCUACAUUAUGUGGAAUAUUGAUCUAUUUUAUUUCGUAUCUUCCAUUUAUUCUUGUCAUGUUUCUUGAAACAAAAAUACAAUUAAUUCAUAAAUUAUUAAUCAGUUUAUCCAGUGCGACAGCAUUUGGAUAUGCAUCUAUAUAUUUAACUCGUUUUGAAUAUCAAGGUGAAGGCAUUCAAUGGAAUUCAGUUUUUCAUAGUAUAUUUCCUAAGGAUCAAAUGAAUUUUGGUAUUGCAUGUAUAAUGAUGUUAGUGGAUUCGAUUAUUUAUGGUCUUAUCGGAAAAUAUAUUCGUUCGGUAUUACCGGGUAAAAAUGCACGUAGAAAACCAUUAUGGUAUCCAUUUUUACCAUCAACAUGGUGUUUCUGUAAGAAAAAAACAAGUCCACAUGAUGAUUUAAAUUCAGCAUUUCGUAUUGAUCGUGAUCAUCAACCAAAUCCAUUUACUGCUCGAAUGAAACAAAUUGAUCCAAAUAAUGAACAAGAACCAACACAUUUACCAGUUGGAAUUUCAUUCGAAAAUUUAUCGAAACAUUAUGGAGAAAAUAAAAAAGCGGUAGAAAAUUUAUCAUUCAAACUUUUUGAAAAUCAAAUAACAGCAUUACUUGGACAUAAUGGGGCUGGAAAAACAACAACAAUUAAUGUUUUAACUGGAAUUUAUCCACCAACAAAUGGUACAGCAAGUAUUUAUGGACGAGAUAUAACAACAGAUUAUGAACAAAUAAGAAAAAAUGUUGGUCUAUGUCCACAAGAAGAUAUUCUAUUUGAUUUUAUGACUGUUCGAGAACAUUUACAAUUUUAUGGACGUUUAAAAGGAAAUAUGAGUUCAAAAGAAUUAGAUCGAGAUAUAAAUGAACUUUUAAGUAGUAUGGGUUUAUGGUGUUUUCAACAUGAACGUGUUUCAUCAUUAUCUGGUGGUGUAAGACGAAGAGUCUCCGUUAGUAUUGCAUUUGUAGCUGGUUCACGAACAGUUAUUCUCGAUGAACCAACAUCAGGCGUUGAUCCAUGUGCAAGAAGAAGUAUAUGGGAAGUUAUAUUUAAACAUAGAGCUGGAAGAACGAUCUUAUUAACAACACAUUAUCUCGAUGAAGCGGAUACGUUAAGUGAUCGAAUUGCUAUUAUACAUCAAGGCCGAUUAUUAUGUAGUGGUUCGUCCAUGUUUUUAAAAAAACGUUUUGGUAAAGGUUAUAGUUUAACAAUUGAUUUAAAACUUAAAGUAAAUAAUAAAAUCAAACUUGUUGAAAGUAAACAAUUCAAAGAUGUUAAUGGAUUUAUAUUACAAGAAAUGCCUGAUGCAACACUUCGAGAACAUAUUGGAAGUGAAAUCACAUAUUCAUUUAAACAUGAAUUACGACAUAAAUUUGAACGAUUAUUUAAACAACUUGAAAUUAAUAAAGAACGUUUAGCUAUUGGAAAUUAUGGUUUAUCAGAUACAACACUUGAAGAAGUAUUUUUAUGGGUUACAGAAUUAGCAGAUCAAGGCAAAAUGGAUGAUUCAUGUGAUAAUUCAUCUGUCCCGAAAAUAAUUAUUGAACAAACACCAAUUUCAUCAGCUAAUAGUGAUGAUAGUGGUCUUGGUGGAGAAUCAAAUGCAACAUUAGAUGGUAUUUCAACAAUUAGUAGUAGUACUGCUCAAUUACCAACCAUAUCAAAUAUAACUCUUGCACCUCUAACAAAACCUGUACGAAUAACUGGUCGUAAAUUAUAUUUUCAUCAAUUUCAAACGUUAUUAUUAAAACGUUUUCAUCAUACAAAACGAAAUUGGAAAGUUUUUCUUUCACAUAUUCUUCUACCAUUAUUAUUUGUGGCUAUGUCAAUGGGUUUUACAUUAGUACGUCCAUCACAAGUUUUUCAAAGACCAUGGUUAUUAACACCCGCUAUGUAUGAACAAUCAGCAAUGUUUGUAAAGUAA
This is a messenger RNA of Adineta steineri, 7188 nucleotides long. The record is from the annotation of a GenBank genome assembly. Lineage: Eukaryota; Metazoa; Rotifera; Eurotatoria; Adinetida; Adinetidae.